CCCGCCCUCCCGCCCCCCCGCGCGGCGCUGGGCAGCAGCGGGGCCGCCGCCAUUUUGGAGGCAGCCGGAGCUCCGCACCCGCACCUCGCCGCCCGCUGUCAGCGCAGCCCCGGCCGCCGCGCCCCGCCUCGGCCGCGGCCCAUGCCCGCCGGGCCGCCGGCCCUCGCAGCCAGGCAGCGCGCCAGCCGCCCCGCCGCGGGGCGGAGGGCAGCCCCGCACCGUCAGCAGGAUAGAAAGCUUGAGAAAGAACUCGCACUGGAUGAGAAGAAUUUUCUGAAGCUGGAUAUAUUCCUGGAACUGUAACCCAAAUGUUUCUCUGUCCGUGGAGAAGAUUUCACGUUUGAAGUAACUCCUACUGAAGCCCGUCGUGUCCCAUCACCAUGUUCUGGAAGUUCGACCUGAACACGACGUCGCACGUGGACAAGCUGCUGGACAAGGAGGAUGUGACGCUGCAGGAGCUGAUGGACGAGGAUGACGUGCUGCAGGAGUGCAAGGCGCAGAACCGCAAGCUGCUGGACUUCCUGUGCCAGCAGCACUGCAUGGAGCAGCUCGUCACCCUCAUCACGCACGAGCCGCCCCUGGACAUGGACGAGAAGAUCCGCUUCAAAUACCCCAACACGGCCUGCGAGCUGCUGACCUCGGACGUGCCGCAGAUCAACGACAAGCUCGGCGGGGACGAGACUCUGCUCAACAUCCUCUACGAGUUCCUGGAUCACGAGCCCCCCCUGAACCCCCUGCUCGCCAGCUUCUUCAGCAAGACCAUCGGGAAUCUCAUCGCCAGAAAGACCGAACAGGUGAUUGCAUUCUUAAGGAAAAAGGAGAAGUUCAUUAGCCUGGUGCUAAAGCACAUAGAUACGUCGGCGAUGAUGGACCUCCUGCUUCGCCUCAUCAGCUGCGUGGAGCCCGCCACGCUGCGCCAGGAAGUCCUGAACUGGCUUAACGAAGCAAAGAUCAUCCAGCGCCUGGUGGAGCUGAUCCAUUCCAGCCAGGACGAGGACAGGCAAUCAAACGCUUCCCAGACCCUGUGCGACAUCAUCAGACUGAGCAGAGACCAGAGCAAUCAGCUCCAGGACGUGCCUGAGCCCGACCCACUUCUCACAGCACUGGAAUCGCAGGAAUGUGUGGAGCAGCUCCUGAGGAACAUGUUUGACGGCGAGCAGACUGAGAACUGCAUAGUGAACGGGACGCAGGUUCUGCUGACGCUGCUGGAGACGCGGCGCUCUGGAGUGGAAGGACUGAUGGACUCGUACACUCAGGGAUUCGAAAGGUCUUACACUGUCAAUAGCAGCAUCUUACAGGGGAUCGAGCCCCGGCUGAAGGAUUUCCACCAGCUGCUGCUCAGCCCUCCCAAGAAAACAGCAAUCCUAACCACGAUCGGGGUCUUGGAGGAGCCUCUGGGGAACGCGCGUCUUCACGGCUCCCGGCUCAUCGCUGCUCUGCUCCACACAAACACUCCCAGUAUUAAUCAGGAACUAUGCAGACUCAGUACCAUGGAUUUAUUACUUGACUUAUUUUUUAAAUACACGUGGAAUAACUUUUUGCAUUUCCAAGUGGAACUGUCCAUAGCAGCUAUUCUCUCGCACUCGGUGCAAGAGGGAAAACCCACUACUGCCGACCCAGAGAGCAAAGACGAGGUGCUGAACGGGAACGUGGCCACCGAGAACUCGCAGCCCCCGGAAAACACCCCCGAGAACAUCAUGGUGACUCACCUGUUCCAGAAGUGCUGCCUGGUGCAGAGGAUACUGGACGCCUGGGAAGCCAACGACAGAAUCCAGGCAGAAGGCGGCAUGAGGCGGGGGAACAUGGGCCACCUCACCCGCAUCGCCAACGCCGUGGUGCAGAACAUGGAGAAGGGGCCCAUGCAGACUCAGAUUAGCGAGUUCAUUAAAGAGCUGCCCGAGGACUGCAGAGGGAGGUGGGAGAGUUUUGUGGAAGAGACGCUGACGGAGACAAACAGGAGGAACACGGUGGAUUUGGUGAGCACGCACCACCUGCACUCCUCCAGCGAGGACGAGGACAUCGAGAGCGCCUUUCCCAACGAGCUGUCUCUGCAGCAGGCCUUCUCCGAGUACCAGAUCCAGCAGAUGACGGCCAACUUCGUGGAUCAGUUUGGCUUCAACGACGAGGAGUUCGCAGACCAGGACGACAACAUCAACGCUCCCUUCGACAGGAUCGCAGAGAUCAACUUCAAUAUCGAUGCUGAUGAUGACAGCCCCAACGCUUCCCUGUUUGAAGCCUGCUGCAAUGAGCGCAUCCAGCAGUUCGACGACAACGAGGAGGAGGAAGACAUCUGGGAAGACAAGGAGAUCACCUAUGCAACCCAAGUGAAGUCAAGGACACGAUUUGGAGCAUCUCAGACCUCAGAGAGUUCAUCCAAAAGCGACCUCGAGAACGGAGAUCACGACUGUAGCGUGGACUCGGAAGAAGAGGAGGAAACGGAACAGCAGGCGCCUCCUUCCUCAGCAAACAGCAACAAGAAUGGUGUUUCUGAGCAGAAAGACUCUGACUCCUCUGAAGGCUCGGGCUGGACGGCCGUGUUCGAGCCCGUCGGCUCCAAGCCGCCCGCGCCCUGCGUGGCCAUGGACGUCGGCUCCAGCGUCUGGGACUCGGCCGCCCCCGGGAACGCCGCCCCCGAGGACAAGGGCUGGGCCAAGUUCACCGACUUCCAGCCCUUCUGCUGCUCGGAGUCAGGCCCGCGGUGCAGCUCUCCCGUCGGCACGGACGGCAGCGGCUCAGGAGGAAACCCGAAGCAGAGCCCAGACAAGAACUUCAGUGCCGCCUCUCCGUGCGUUUGGAACGUGUGUGUGACGAGGAAAGCGCCGCUGGUGGCCUCGGACAGCAGCUCCUCGGGAGGCUCGGACAGCGAGGAGGAGGAGGACAAGGCCGAGACCGUCACGGAGACCAUCAGCACCGGCUCGGGCCAGGAGACCAUCAAGCUGACCAUGGAUGCUAAGAACGAGAAGGCUGUUUUCACCAGAGUGUUUAGACCUGCAGACAGAGGGUAUGUAUGACGGGGUCCUGCCCCG
This is a messenger RNA of Columba livia (rock pigeon), 3026 nucleotides long. RefSeq names its product protein phosphatase 6 regulatory subunit 2 (gene PPP6R2). The record is from RefSeq and is a predicted model, not a curated record. Gene Ontology annotation, molecular function: protein phosphatase binding; protein phosphatase regulator activity. NCBI's taxonomy places the organism in Eukaryota, Metazoa, Chordata, Aves, Columbiformes, Columbidae. The transcript has 23 exons. Gene Ontology annotation, cellular component: cytosol; nucleus. The coding region runs from base 381 to 3011 and encodes 876 amino acids.